Messenger RNA from Homalodisca vitripennis (glassy-winged sharpshooter), 3857 nucleotides. RefSeq names its product peroxisomal membrane protein PMP34 (gene PMP34). The coding region runs from base 335 to 1243 and encodes 302 amino acids. Gene Ontology annotation, molecular function: FAD transmembrane transporter activity; NAD transmembrane transporter activity; ADP transmembrane transporter activity. The transcript has 8 exons. Lineage: Eukaryota; Metazoa; Arthropoda; Insecta; Hemiptera; Cicadellidae. The record is from RefSeq and is a predicted model, not a curated record. Gene Ontology annotation, cellular component: peroxisomal membrane.
CGCCCCACUCUGCCCGCCCACUUUGUUAAAAACAUUUUAACCUACAAGGUGGAAUCUUCGUAAAGUUAUGUUAAUUUAAUAAAGAGGAAUAAAUCUACAUUAGAUUUAGUAUGUGCUGAGUAACUAUUGCUUGCUCCAUUGUACUGUUGAUGUAUAAAAUGAGAACCACGCAUAGAAACGUUUUCUUUUAGCAAAAGUUACUUAGUAAAGCAGUAAAAUGAGUUAUCUAUGCUGAGUUGAGAUUUACGGGAAGAAUAAAGUGUUAAUGCUACUAAUAUUUAGUUUUAACACUUAACGUGGUAGAUUUUUAUUGAAUCAAUUCUUAAUAAUAGAAAUGGUGGCACACUCAAAGGAACUUUUCUCAUACAAAACCUUAGUCCAUGCUAUGGCUGGAUCUUUGGGUAGUAUGGUUGGGAUGUCUGCGUUUUUCCCCUUGGACACUGUCAGAUCACGGCUCCAACUUGAAGAAAGCAGAGAAGCGAAAAACACGUUUGCAGUACUCCAAGAUCUGAUUAGGGAAGAGGGAUUUGUGACCCUGUACCGAGGCAUAGUGCCUGUCCUGCAGAGUCUGUGUGCCUCCAACUUUGUCUACUUCUACACGUUCCAUGGGCUCAAGGCAAUGCACGCUCAGUACACCCAAUCUGCAGGGAAAGACCUCAUGUUCGCUUCUAUAGCAGGUGUGAUUAACGUCCUCACGACAACACCUCUGUGGGUGGUCAAUACAAGACUGAAAAUGAGUGGGGUGGGGCACAGUCCAGGGCACCGCAGCCGUCCACCUAGAUACUCAGGGCUCGUCGACGGGUUGAAGCGGAUAAGCCGUGACGAGGGAGUAGGGGCUCUGUGGAACGGUACCUUACCCAGUCUCCUCCUCGUGGUCAACCCUGCCCUGCAGAUGGCCGUGUACGAAGGUAUCAAGCGGAGGAUGGCAGGUACAGAUCUGGGCACCGCAGGGUAUUUCCUUGUUGGAGCCAUCGCCAAAGCCGUGGCCACCACACUCACCUACCCUCUUCAGCUGCUGCAGACCAAGCUCAGGCAUGGCCAUAACUACAGGGAUCUGCCUCCAGACGCUGGCAUGGUUGAGCUAAUAGUCUACAUACUGAAGAAGUUCGGUGUCGCCGGUCUGUACAAGGGGAUGGAGGCCAAGGUGCUACAGACAGUGUUGACCGCAGCUCUCAUGUUUGCAGUCUACGAGAAGAUCGCUCACUUCGUGUUUAAAGUGAUGUUGUCACAGCCAAGGGUCUGACAGAUGUGAGAGUGUCGUGUUCAUGUUUUCAAAUCCUUUUCUAUAGAAUCUGGGCUGAAUUACUUCUGUAUCCCACAGUCUAGUCUAGUUGUGUUGAGUAAUUGUAAGCUUCAGAAUUGUUUUCUGUUUUCUCACAGUAUACACCAUAUCCAUUAAUGAAUGGCCAAGCACUUUCAAUCUGACAAUCUUGAAGGAAAUCUAGGCCGUCUCUGACUAAUAACAGAAGAAAACAGCUACUCAGCUAGUCGGCUACUCAGCUAGUAGUGGCUGUCAGAUGUACAUGAGAUUUGCUGAAGAGCCAAUCUUGUAAUUGUGUUGGACACAUAAUACAUUGUAUUCAAUUCAGUUCCAGAAUAGUUAUUGUCCAAUUGUUUAUAAUCUCUGGACUUUGGAUGAAAUCCUAUUAACAUUUUAUAAAUUUGAUUGUUUAAAUGAUUUUUGUUGGAUUUCAUUCCAAUGGUGCACUGACGGAUAAUGUACUCUAUAUUAGUAUUCUCCCUAUGGAAUAUCCAUUGUGGUUUGUUGGAACUUCAAAUGUUCAUAACAAUGCAACAGUUUACGUGUGCAUGUGCACACAUGGCCUAGUAACAGACAAAAUAUGACCAUAGUAAACACAGUAAUAUAUUCAUGCCACUGUUUUUCAACGUCGGUUUCUGCUGAGCAGAUGAUCUCAUUUUUCUAAAUAAAGUCCAUGUGAAGUAACACUGUGUCUUUUAUUCUGUGCUGUUCAAAAAAGUCUAUAUAAUGAUUUUAUUGUUGUAAAGUGUCGUUAUUUACUCAUUAGAUCAGAUUAAAAGAUAACAGGAUUGUUACGUAACAGAAAUAAUAUAAAUAAAGUUAAAAUCACAAGUUUCUGCAAUAGUAGGAUUUAAGUACCAAUUAAAGAAAGUUUGUUUUUGCUAAACUGACUGUCUUCCCAAUUCUUCUUUCCUGUUACUGAAAUUGUUGUGCAUUAUUCACUGUGUACACAACACACACAUAUUAUCUAUUGCAUACUUAGAGUGCCGAGAAUAUUAACUCUUAAUUUCAGUCAGGCUGUGUAACUGCUUGGUUAAAUUCUGUUACUGAUGAAACGAUUAAGAAUUUAUUUAUUAUCAAUAUAGUGUACAAUGUAUAUAUCAUAUGAAACAUGUUUUAUAGAUUUGUAUGCACAUCGAAUACAAAUUUGUUUUCCUUUUUCCUAUGUUUAUCCCCCAAAAUUAUUUUAAAUUGCCAAGUAGUUUUUUCCUCAUUAUUGUCUUCAUUUAAGCUUUAUCUCUGUUAUGGGAUGAAGAUCGCGCUUCCUUGCGUUUUUGUUUUUAUACCUGCGCAAGGAUCUAACUUGUCAAGAGGAGGUGGAGGUGUAGAGUAGGUAAGGAUCAUGCCCAAUGUUUGCUGUCUGGUAGAGAUGUGAUCUUAAUGGCGUUGUGUGGCUACUAAUCCACCUAUCGUCUUCAGUGUGCAAAUUGCAACAAUGCAGUAUAAAAAAGAAAAAGACUUUGUCUUCUGAAAAUCCACUAGAAAGUGUCAUUGAUUCCAGCUUAACAUAUUUUUUAUAAAAUAAUUUAUUUUGUUGUGAUAAAUUUUGAUUUAGAAACAUUUUUGUUUUUGAGCUCAUGGCUGCCGUAGACAAGUCUAAAGUGGGUGAUUUCUGUCAUCUGACUUCAGUCUUGAGAGGGAUUUCUUGUAUUGACCUCACUAGCCUGUUACAGAAAUUGGGAUAGUGACAAAGUUACUGUAUCAAUUUAUGUUACUGAUUUUAAUGAACAAUUUGUUACAGACACAUUGAAUCGAAAUAGUAAAAGAUUUUAUUUGACAUCCUAUAAGGCUCCAUACUUGAACAUAUAUUUUUUUACAGAUCUUAACAAUUUACCAAAUGAGAUAAAAAAAACAUUUCAUUGAUGAUAAGAAAUGUUUUAACUAUAAAACACUCUUUAAUAAGAAAUUCAGAAUGUUCAAUAAUGAAAACGAUAGAAAAACUAACAACACAUUUCUUUGUUUGUUUCUUAACAACACAUGGUGAGGCUGGCAAUAUUGAAAAUGGCCUAAGUUAUUUAGUUGAGAUUUCAGGAAUAAAAUAAGUAUUGAGUACAACACAAACUGAAAGUCACAUUUAGAUUAUUAGACGAAUUUGUCCAUUAUCCCUCUGUGCAUUCAGUCUUGAAAUAUGGCAUUCUUAUUUAGGGAUCUUUCUGUGAUUAAAACACAUUUUAGAACCAGUUAUAAGAAUCCCAAAUCAAACUUGAAAAUAGUACUGAAUAAGAAUCAUCAUGUCUUUUGUUCUUUUUUUAGUUCUACAGGGUGUCCCACAAGUAACUCAACAAACUUUCAGGUGGUUUCCUCUCAAUAAAAUAAUGAAAAAAGUUCAUAUAAACAUAUGUCUGAAAAGCUUUGUUAGUUAGAAAGCAGUUGCAGAGCCCUGCAUCGGAUAAGUUUGUCGGGUUACUUAUGGGACACCCUGUAUACAUUAUCUACUCUACUUAUUGUCAUCUACAUUUUGUUGUUUUGUUACCAUCCAAGCAAUAUAAUAUUUUAUUAUUGAAUUAUGUGAUGUGAUGUGUUUCAUAUAUUGUAGUAUUUUCUUGUCUUGUUCAAUGAGUAUGUAUUAUUUUGUUAAUAAAAUGUUGAAAUUGUU